Pelobates cultripes (western spadefoot toad) is the source of this 22390-nucleotide messenger RNA. The record is from the annotation of a GenBank genome assembly. NCBI's taxonomy places the organism in Eukaryota, Metazoa, Chordata, Amphibia, Anura, Pelobatidae.
CGGUAAAGUCCUGCGGCCAAUGGGCUUUGCUCGGGAUGCAAAGCAAAUCUCUGAUUGGAUCGUAAGUCACGGCGACCAGGCCGCUGAUUGGCUGGCGUGACAGUUCCGCUGUGCGCCGCAUCAUGUCUUAGUAGGGAGGAGAGUGUGAUGUUGGCAACCGGAGGUCGGACUCGGUGUGAGAGAGGUGAGGGGGAGAAAUGGGGUCAAUGAAUGGGUCACCAUGGACACCGGGCUAUAGGGAGUUCAGCUUACUUGCCCUGCUUGUCCUGAGUAUAACCUGGGCACUGGGUAUAACAUGGGCACUGGGUAUAACAUGGGCACUGGGUAUAACCUGGUAUAACAUGGGCACUGGGUAUAACAUGGGCACUGAGUAUAACCUGGUAUAACAUGGGCACUGGGUAUAACAUGGGCACUGGGUAUAACAUGGUAUAACCUGGGCACUGGGUAUAACAUGGGCACUGGGUAUAACCUGGUAUAACAUGGGCACUGGGUAUAACCUGGUAUAACAUGGGCACUGAGUAUAACCUGGUAUAACAUGGGCACUGGGUAUAACAUGGUAUAACCUGGGCACUGGGUAUAACAUGGGCACUGAGUAUAACAUGGUAUAACCUGGGCACUGGGUAUAACCUGGUAUAACCUGGGCACUGGGUAUAACCUGGUAUAACCUGGGCACUGGGUAUAACAUGGGCAUUGAGUAUAACCUGGGAACUGGGUAUAACCUGGGCACUGGGUAUAACCUGGUAUAACCUGGGCACUGGGUAUAACCUGGGCACUGGGUAUAACAUGGGCACUGGGUAUAACAUGGGCACUGAGUAUAACCUGGUAUAACGUGGGCACUGGGUAUAACAUGGGCAUUGAGUAUAACCUGGGAACUGGGUAUAACAUGGGCACUGGGUAUAACCUGGUAUAACCUGGGCACUGGGUAUAACCUGGGCACUGGGUAUAACAUGGGCACUGGGUAUAACAUGGGCACUGGGUAUAACAUGGGCACUGAGUAUAACAUGGGCACUGGGUAUAACCUGGGCACUGAGUAUAACAUGGUAUAACCUGGGCACUGAGUAUAACCUGGGCACUGAGUAUAACCUGGGCACUGGGUAUAACCUGGGCACUGGGUAUAACCUGGGCACUGAGUAUAACAUGGGCACUGAGUAUAACCUGGGCACUGGGUAUAACCUGGGCACUGAGUAUAACCUGGGCACUGGGUAUAACCUGGUAUAACAUGGGCACUGAGUAUAACAUGGUAUAACCUGGGCACUGAGUAUAACAUGGUAUAACCUGGGCACUGGGUAUAACCUGGGCACUGGGUAUAACCUGGGAACUGGGUAUAACCUGGGAACUGGGUAUAACCUGGGCACUGAGUAUAACCUGGGCACUGGGUAUAACCUGGGCACUGAGUAUAACAUGGUAUAACCUGGGCACUGAGUAUAACCUGGGCACUGGGUAUAACCUGGUAUAACCUGGGCACUGGGUAUAACCUGGGCACUGGGUAUAACCUGGGCACUGGGUAUAACCUGGUAUAACCUGGGCACUGGGUAUAACCUGGGCACUGGGUAUAACUGGGCACUGGGUAUAACAUAGGCACUGAGUAUAACCUGGGCACUGGAGUAUAACAUGGUAUAACCUGGGCACUGGGUAUAACAUGGUAUAACAUGGGCACUGGGUAUAACAUGAUAUAACCUGGGCACUGGGUAUAAUGGUAUAACCUGGGCACUGGGUAUAACCUGGGCACUGGGUAUAACCUGGGCACUGAGUAUAACAUGGGCACUGGGUAUAACAGGGUAUAACAUGGGCACUGAGUAUAACAUGGUAUAACCUGGGCACUGGGUAUAACAUGGUAUAACAUGGGCACUGAGUAUAACCUGGGCACUGGGUAUAACAUGAUAUAACCUGGGCACUGGGUAUAACAUGGGCACUGGGUAUAAUGGUAUAACAUGGGCACUGAGUAUAACCUGGUAUAACCUGGGCACUGGGUAUAACAUGGUAUAACCUGGGCACUGGGUAUAACAUGGUAUAACAUGGGUACUGAGUAUAACCUGGGCACUGAGUAUAACAUGGUAUAACAUGGGCACUGAGUAGAACAUGGUAUAACAUGGGCACUGAGUAUAACAGGGUAUAACAUGGGCGCUGAAUAUAGCCUGAGCACAGAGUAUAACAUGGGCACUGAGUAUAACCAAGUAUAACAUGGGCACUCCAGUACACAGUACUGGAGACCGUAUCUUCAGAAGGAUAUUGAUACCUUAGAGAGGGUUCAGAGAAGGGCUACUAAACUGGUUCAUGGAUUGUGGGAUACAACUUACCAGGAAAGGUUAAAGGAUCUUAACAUGUAUAGCUUGGAGGAAAGACGAGACAGGGGGGAUAUGAUAGAAACAUUUAAAUAUAUAAAAGGAAUCAACACAGUAAAGGAGGAGACUAUAUUUAAAAGAAGAAAAACUACCACAACAAGAGGACAUAGUCUUAAAUUAGAGGGACAAAGGUUUAAAAAUAAUAUCAGUAAGUAUUACUUUACUGAGAGGGUAGUGGAUGCAUGGAAUAGCCUUCCAGCUGAAGUAGUAGAGGUUAACACAGUAAAGGAGUUUAAGCAUGCGUGGGAUAGGCAUAAGGCUAUCCUAACUAUAAGAUAAGACUAGGGACUAAUGAAAGUAUUUAGAAAAUUGGGCAGACUAGAUGGGCCGAAUGGUUCUUAUCUGCCGUCACAUUCUAUGUUUCUAUGUUUCUAUAAAUAUAGCCUGAGCAGUGAGUGUAACACGGGCACUCAGUGUAACACGAGCACAGAGUAUAACCUGGGCACUGAGUAUAACAUGGUAUAACCUGGGCACUGGGUAUAACCUGGGCACUGAGUAUAACAUGGUAUAACCUGGGCACUGGGUAUAACAUGGUAUAACCUGGGAACUGGGUAUAACCUGGGCACUGAGUAUAACAUGGUAUAACCUGGGCACUGGGUAUAACCUGGGCACUGAGUAUAAAAUGGUAUAACCUGGGCACUGGGUAUAACCUGGUAUAACCUGGGCACUGAGUAUAACAUGGUAUAACCUGGGCACUGGGUAUAACCUGGGCACUGAGUAUAACAUGGGCACUGGGUAUAACAGGGUAUAACAUGGGCACUGAGUAUAACCUGGGCACUGAGUAUAACAUGGUAUAAUCUGGGCACUGGGUAUAACAUGGUAUAACAUGGGCACUGAGUAUAACCUGGGCACUGGGUAUAACAUGAUAUAACCUGGGCACUGGGUAUAACAUGGUAUAACAUGGGCACUGGGUAUAAUGGUAUAACAUGGGCACUGGGUAUAAUGGUAUAACAUGGGCACUGAGUAUAACAUGGUAUAACCUGGGCACUGAUUAUAACAUGGGCACUGGGUAUAACAUGGUAUAACAUGGGCACUGAGUAUAAUAUGGUAUAACCUGGGCACUGGGUAUAACCUGGGCACUGAGUAUAACCUGGUAUAGCAUGGGCACUGGGUAUAACCUGGGCACUGAGUAUAACCUGGUAUAACCUGGGCACUGGGUAUAACCUGGGCACUGGGUAUAACAUGGUAUAACCUGGGCACUGGGUAUAACAUGGGUACUGAGUAUAACCUGGGCACUGAGUAUAACAUGGGCACUGAGUAGAACAUGGUAUAACAUGGGCGCUGAAUAUAGCCUGAGCACAGAGUAUAACAUGGGCACUGAGUAUAACCAAGUAUAACAUGGGCACUAAAUAUAGCCUGAGCAGUGAGUGUAACACGGGCACUCAGUGUAACACGAGCACAGAGUAUAGCCUGGGCAUAGAGUAUAACAAGGAAUAACAUGGGCACUGGGUAUAACAUGGGCACUGGGUAUAACAUGGGCACUGAGUAUAACAUGGUAUAACCUGGGCACUGGGUAUAACAUGGGCACUGAGUAUAACAUUGUGUAACAUGGGCACUGGGUAUAACAUUGGCACUGGGUAUAACAGGGAAUAACAUGGGCACUGAGUAUAACAGGGAAUAACAUGGGCACAGAGUAUAGCAGGGAAUAACAUGGGCACUGGUUAUAAAAAGGUAUAACAUGGGCACUAAGUAUAGCCUAAGCACAGAGUAUAACAUGGGCACAGAGUGUAACAUGGGCACUGAAUAUAGCCUGAGCACAGAGUAUAACCAGUUAUAACAUGGGUACUGAGUAUAACCAGGUAUAACAUGGGCACUGAGUAUAGCCUGAGCACAGAGUAUAACCAGUUAUAACAUGGGCACUGAGUAUAGCCUGAGCACAGAGUAUAACCAGGUAUAACAUGGGCACUGAAUAUAGCCUGAGCACAAAAUAUAACCAGGUAUAACAUGGGCACUGAAUAUAGCCUGAGCACACUAUAACCAGGUAUAGCCUGAGCACAGAGUAUAACAUGGGUUUAAUGUGGGCACUGAAUAUAACCGGGUAUAACAUGGGGCACUGAGAACCAGAUAUUACAUGGGGCAAGGAGUAUAACCGGAUAUAACAUGGGACACUGAGAACUGGGUAUAACGUAAACGCAGGCUAUAACAUGGGGCACCCCCGUUCCCCCAAACAAAAUAAAAAAGCAGCCUGCGCAUACUGCUCACAUAUCAGCUAUCAGCUGGAGAGAGCCAAAGCUACUAACCACAUGAGAUGGCCACACAAAGCCCACUUUGCAAAACUUUAAUCUCGCUGUGGAUUAGUGCCACUCAUCCUGAGUAAUAAAUAGAACUAUGGCUGGCUACUGGCACUUGUCAGUACUAGGCUACCUGCACUAUGAGUUUUCCAUUACUUUUAUUUUGAAUAGGUUUAAUUAAUUAAAAACUGGGGAUCAAAUCCUGUCUAUUGUGCCCCUUUUACCAUCAUAUUUGGACUUAUCCAAACCACAGUGACAUGACCGUGCAGCAAUAACCUGCUUUGGCUUUAAGGAAGAUCAGGGUUUGCUCUCUACACUAGAUUUCACUGACCUGAAACUCUACAUAUAAAAAUCACUUCUUUAUUGGCCCUAAAACAUCUGAUGAUAAUGAAUUUUGGUCUUUGUCAUUUUACAAGACGAGAAAUGUGAAAUCCCUGUGCAUGAUUUUGUUUUAUUUUUGAGAAAUGUACAAUACAAGUGUGCCAUAAACAGGGUACAAUAAGCUUACCGAUAAACAUAGUGGUCCGCUAAAUAGUUCAACCUUGAGACUACCCCACUAAUAAGAUUUUCCAUUAUUGAAAUUCAAUUAACUUCCACCAUAAGAUUGGUACCAUCGUCCCCUCCAUAUUUUGGGUAGAAAACAAAACUCCAUUAAUGGAUGUAACCCACAAAUCUUGUUUGUUCCGAUUGUGGAGGGUUCUUCCGGUAUUCCAGAACAAGUGACUGUCUGUGACCCCUUACAUUUGAUGCUUAUUUAUUAAAUGCUAAAUUUUAGCAAACUGUAAUUAAAACCCCACUCCCUCGAGCAUGUAAGCUGAUUGAGUAGGGCCCUCAAUCCCCCUGUUCCUGUGUGUCCAAUUUGUCUGGUUACAACUACAUGUCUGUUUGUCCACCCAUUCUAUAGCGCUGCAAAAUUUGAUGGCGCUUUAUAAAUAACAUAAUAAUAAAAAGGCAGCAUCGAGGCUAAAGUAGCUGGACUAUGGAAAUGUGUGUUUUUGUUUUUUUUGUUUGUUUUUUUUAAAGAAUAUCCAAGCCUAAAUUUUGAUUUCAGUUUGAUACUAUGGGAACUUAUUGUAUAACCUUUGUGCUAUUUUUUUAUUAUAGCUGCAUCACUAUUCAAACGCUAGAAGAAUCAAAUUUCUCUGCCAUUUUUGUUUUUGUCUUUUGUUUCCAAUUGAUUUUUUUUUCUUUGUCUGCCACUGUGACAUUUCUUCCUUAUGUUUCUGCGCUUGUCCUGUCCUAUGUAUGUGAAAAUCUAUUCUGAACUGUCGGAUCAAUAGUUUCCAUAUACUGAAGGGUUGGAAAUCCAAUCACCUCCUCAUCCCCUUGGAAUCAAUGAAUCGUAUCAUAAUGUGCUUCGGUGUUGUAGAUCUUGAGUACUGAGCAGCAUUAUAUUUAAUGAUAUCUGUCUGUAGUUCUUGUAAUAUAACUGGUCCACCUUUUUUAAAUUGGUUUACCCUGCUCAGUGCACGUACAUUUAGAGAAUGCAUGAACACUCUCAAUGGAAAAGCUGUGAUGCCAGCAACAUAGAAGCAUCUUAGUAUUGGUUGCCAAAUUAUGAGAAGAGACAGCUCCAGUAUUCAUUGACACAUCUGUUGAUUAGACCUCUCACAACCCUGUUGUUCUCUAAAAUUAGUACGGAUCCUGUGGUCACUUCUCUUUACUUAAUUACAUAUUCUAGUUUAACUGGACAAGCCAAUAGGUUCCAAUUUGAAUCGGCACAAUUUUCUUAUCAUCUCAGUUGAAAAGGUCCAUUCACAAUAUUUAGGACUAUUUAAAGAUAUAUAUAUAUAUAUACCAUCCCGCCUUUUAUUUUCCUACUGUUUUUUUCUUUUUGUCUCCCUGGCAAACUUUAUUUUUUUUAUUUUUUUUAUUUUUUCCUUUCUUAACUGGUGAUGUAUCGUUUGUGUUUUUUUAUGUAUUUAAUGAAUGUUUAAAAUGACAAUGGUGAAUCUUUUGCUCUUUCUACAGAUUCCGGUGGGGAUCCUAAAGGGCAAUGUUCUGCAUUUGCCUCCAUGUGGUCAGCAUCCCAUUGUGCUAAAAGUCUCUUUUCUGGAUCAUCAUGAAGUUGAAGCAGAGGGUUGUGGUCCUUGCCCUGCUGCUGGUUAUUCUAGUUCUCACAAAACUUCUCCUGCUGGACCGCCUGGAAACGUCAGCUGCCCAAAGGCAGGACCAGCUGUCUUUCCAGAGAAUGAUGUCCAGCUUGAAGCUCACUAUGGACUCCCGGCUAGAGCACACACUCCAAUCCCCAUGGGAGAUUGCAUCACAGUGGGUUGUCCCGCGUGAAGUCUAUCCGGAGGACACUCCAGAAAUGGGAGCAGUUCUUCAUGCUAUGGUUACAAAGAAAAUUGUAAGAGCUGAUGUAGGAUACAAAGGCACACAGCUUAAAGCUUUGCUGGUUCUUGAUGGUGGACAAAAGGUGGUUUUCAAACCCAAGAGGUAAGGACAGUGUUUGUUAUCUUGAGAAAUAGUGUAGAUAUCAAGUGCCAAAAUAGAAGGGAUAUUGCUAGCAAAAAAACCCAGUUACAAUAUAUACCUACUCCCUGGCUUUUAGUAUACUUUCCCUUUUCAAACAUGAAUAAGAGGCAUUGAUGAUUAUUAAAAAGCUUAAAGGGACACUAUGGUCACCAAAACACAUUUAGCCUAAUGAAGUAGUUUAAGUGUAUUGCAUAUGAAGUCUCACUGCUCAAUUCUCUGCCAUUUAGAAGUUAAAGGAACACUAUAGUGUCAGGAACACAAAAAUGUAUUGCUGACACUAUAGUGGUGAAAUAAUUUUGGGUCCCGGCCCCCAUAGCCUCUCUUUGAAAAGGUGAUUUUAUUCACCUUUUUUCCUUGCUCAUCUGUGGCUGAGAUAAUCAAUCUUGAUUAUCUCAGCUAAUCCAAUGACUUAUCAUAGAAAAGAAUUGGGAGGCUAUUGUGCAUGCGCAGCAAAACGCGCACUGCGCAAAUCAACAUCUUCACAUUUAGAUGCAUUGAAUCAGUGCAUCUCUCUGGGGAAUGUUCAGAGUCUCCGGGUUCUGCAUGGAGACCCCUUAACGCCAGUGCUGCACAGUGGAAGCACUUAUAGUGGCCAACUGAGUGACUGCCACUAGAAGUGUUACUAGGCAGUAAUGUGAACAUUUAAAAAUAAAUUUAAAAAAGCCUGCAGGGACAGGCUAUAAAUACCAGAACAAUUACAUUAAGCUGUAGUUGUUCUUGUGACUAUAGGGUUCCUUGAAAGCACUUUUGUUUCUGUUUAUGCAGCCUCUGGCUGUAACACACAAAGCCUGUAUGAAAUAAAUAGUUUCAUUUUCAAUCAGAUCUUAACUUACUUUAUAAGUUUUUAUUUCUUGCUCUGUAAUUUGAACUUUAAUCACACACGAGGUGUGUUAGACCUGCAUGUUCUAACAAGCUAUUGACUGUGCAGAAGCAAAUAAAUUCUAAAUUAAACAGACUCUGUAAUAAAGGAAGUGUAAACAUUAGAUCUCACUUUACAGGAAGUGUUUACAAAAGUAUGACAAGGGCUGUGUAAACAAAGUGAUUUACCUCCUAAAUGGCAGAGAAUUGAGUAUGGACACUGCAAUCUAUGUACCAAAACUGCUUCAUUAAGCUAAAGUUGUUUUUGUGAUCAUAGUGUCCCUUAUAAUAAAUCCUGGUUCCUAUUUCAUAUAUGUGCAGUAUUUCCUGUUCAUGAAUUUGUGUUGCACUAGCUCAUGCAUAUAUAUUUCACCUGCAAUGCUGAUUAAAUUUGAGUAGAGUCCUGUUCAUUACUAAAUUGCAACAGAAAAAAAUUGAAUGAAGUGUCUCAAGUUUAUAUACGUGUCCAUAAAUCACAUUAGUUUUCUGUAUGCAAUUCAGUACGUGUGUAGCACCAAUCACAACAGAUACAUGUCACUCUUUAGACAUGAAAGCACUUAUUCCUGUAGGCAACGCCGGAAAGUCUCUCGCACAGUAGCGUGCUACGCUUGCACCGAGUAGGAAAAUGUAAUUCCUGUUUCUCUGAUUGACAGGGCUUCAAGCAGAACUAGAAGCUCCACUUUUAAAGCCCUGUUUUGUCAAUGUGGAAAAUAAUAAAAUUAUGCGGAAGCAGGGACAGUAUUCUGGCACCUAUAACCACUUCAAUAAGCAGAAUUUAGUUUGGGCCGUGUUUGUUAAAUGAAAAGAUAAGAAAAUGUGUUCUGGUCACAAAUGCAGAAGUACAAUUUGUAUUAAUUUACUAUUGUCUAUAGCAUAGAGUUUUUAUAUAUAUAUAUAUAUAUAUAUAUAUAUAUCGCCAUCAAAUUCCGCAGCGCUUUACAAUGGGUGGACGAACAGACAUGUAGUUGUAACCAGACAAGUUGGAAACAGAGGAGCUUACAUGCUAGAGGGAGUGGGGUAUAGUAACACAAAAAGGUAAGGAUAGUGUUAGACUAAUGACCGUUGCAGGUGGUUACCACAGACCACUUCUCAGUUCCUAUGUUUUCUGGCUGAUGUUUUGGUCACUUUUGAAUGCUGGCGGUGCUUUCACUCUAGUGGUAGCAUGAGACGGAGUGUACAACACACACAAGUGACUCAGGUAGUGCAGCUUAUCCAGGAUGGCACAUCAAUGCGAGCUGUGGCAAGGUUUGCUGUGUCUGUCAGCGUAGUGUCCAGAGCAUGGAGGCGCUACCAGGAGACAGGCCAGUACAUCAGGAGACGUGGAGGAGGCCGUAGGAGGGCAACAACCCAGCAGCAGGACCGCUACCUCCGCCUUUGUGCAAGGAGGAACAGGAAGAGCACUGUCAAAGCCCUGCAAAAUGACCUCCAGCAGGCCACAAAUGUGCAUGUGUCUGCUCAAAUGGUCAGAAACAGACUCCAUGAGGGUGGUAUGAGGGCCCGACGUCCACAGGUGGGGGUUGAGCUUACAGCCCAACACCGUGCAGGACGUUUGGCAUUUGCCAGAGAACACCAAGAUUGGCAAAUUCGCCACUGGCGCCCUGUGCUCUUCACAGAUGAAAGCAAGUUCACACUGAGCACAUGUGACAGACGUGACAGUCUGGAGACGCCGUGGAGAACGUUCUGCUGCCUGCAACAUCCUCCAGCAUGACUGGUUUGGCAGUGGGUCAAUAAUGGUGUGGCAUUUCGUUGGGGGGGCCGCACAGCCCUCCAUGUGCUCGCCAGAGGUAGCCUGACUACCAAUAGGUACCAAAAUGAGAUCCUUAGACCCCUUGUGAGACCAAAUGCUGGUGCGGUUGGCCCUGGGUUCCUCCUAAUGCAAGACAAUGCUAGACCUCAUGUGGCUGGAGUGUGUCAGCAGUUCCUGCAAGACGAAGGCAUUGAUGCUAUGGACUGGCCCAUUCCCCAGACCUGAAUCCAAUUGAGCACAUCUGGGACAUCAUGUCUCGCUCCAUCCACCAACGUCACGUUGCACCACAGACUGUCCAGGAGUUGGCAGAUGCUUUAGUCCAGGUCUGGGAGGAGAUCCCUCAGGAGACCAUCCGCCACCUCAUCAGGAGCAUGCACAGGCGUUGUAGGGAGGUCAUAGAUGCACGUGGAGGCCACACACACUACUGAGCCUCAUUUUGACUUGUUUUAAGGACAUUACAUCAAAGUUGGAUCAGCCUGUAGUGUGUUUUUCCACUUUAAUUUUGAGUUUGAUUCCAAAUCCAGACCUCCAUGGGUUGAAAAAUUUGAUUUCCAAUUUUUAAGUUUUGUGUGAUUUUUGUUGUCAGCACAUUAAACUAUGUAAAAAUGAAGUAUUUCAGAAGAAUAUUUAAUUCAUUCAGAUGAUGUGUUAUUUUUGUGUUCCCUUUAUUUUUUUUGUGCAGUGUCUCCAUACAUACAUACAUACAUACAUACAUACAUACAUACAUACAUACAUACAGUUAUUCACUGGUUGGUGAUUGUGCUUUAGAUAGUGGAUAUGGAAGACAAAAAUAGAGAAAAGGUCCAAUGGUGGAAUAACUGCUACAGUGAGAUAUCACUACACUGAUCAUGAUUGCUUCCAGCAGCUCUAAUGGUAUUGUAGAAAUGCCUCGAUGUUGAGGCAUCGCUGCAAUACCCCCCUCACUACCCUCCCUCCCCAUGUAAUUAUUGAUCGCCGCCAUUCCCCCGACGGCGAUCAGUCUACUUCUUAGGGGGAUUGUCUGGGCUCAGCCCAAAGAGGCCCCCCUCUGCAAUUUAGGCCCCCGAGGGGCCAUGUCACAUCGCCGCAAUAGGUGUCCACAGUGCUGCCAGCAGAGGGACUGCCUGAACUGCCCUGCUGGUGAGAAAAGUAAAAAAAACAAAGUUAAUAAAUUUAAAAAAAAUAUGUGUGUGUAUAUGUCAUGCUGUGUGAAUUUUUAAUUAAUAUAUACAUACACUUAGAGUAACAUUACACGUGUGUGUAUGUAUGUAUAUGUGUGUGUGUGUGUGUGUAUAUAGUAUAAAAAAUAUAAAAUGUAAAAAUUAUUGUAAAAUAUAUGUGAUUUUAUCCUAACUGUAUUUUGAUAUUAAUAUAUGUAUAUCAAAAUACUUAGAAUGACAUUUUUAUAUAUAUAUAUAUAUAUAUAUGUGUGUGUGUAUACAAAUAAAUAAAAAUACGAAAUAUAGAGAUGUCCAUAUACAUAAUUAUUUUCAUAAAUAUACACGUAGACUUCAUGUGUUUGUGUAUAUAUAAAUAACAAGGGCUUGCACUCCUGGUUAAAUUCUUUAUGCCCAGGUCUGGCAAAAUCAUGUAGAUACAGUAGAAAGGACCGCACUCCAAGGUCUAUCACAAAGACCUUGGAAUGCGGUUCGUUCUACUGUGUGUGUGUGUGUAUGUAUAUAUAAUUUAAAUUCUACGUGCAUAUUUAUGUAAUAUUUUUUACAUAAUUUUAUUGAUUGCAAUUUGGGGAACCUGUCUGACAACCAAGGCUGAAAGUCCAGAGAAUUUAAUUUGCUAGCACUAUAUUUAACGCUGUAACUUUCCAAGACACCAUAAAACCUGUACAUGUGAGGGUACUGUUUUACUCGGUAGACUUUGCUGAACACAAAUAAUAGUAUUUCAAAAUAGUAAAACCUAUCACAGCGAUGAUAUUGUCAGUGAAAGUUAAGUUUUUGCAUUUGUCACACACAAAUGCCACUUUCACUGAUGAUAUUGUUGUAAUACAUUUUACGAUUUUAAAUCACUAAUAUUUGUGUUCAGCAAAGUCUCCCGAGUAUAACAGUACCCCUCAUAUACAGGUUUUAUAGUGUUUUUGAAAGUUAUAGGGUCAAAUAUAAGACCAUUUGUUUCACAUAGAAAUUUGCCAGAUUGGUUAUGUUGCCUUUGAGAGCGUAUGGUAGCCCAGGAAUGAGAAUUACCCCCAUGAUGUCAUACCAUUUGCAAAAGAAGACAACCCAAGGUGUUCUAAAUGGGGUUUGUUCGGUCUUUUUUAGUAGUCACUUAGUCACAAACACUGGCCAAAGUUAUCGCUCAUAAUUGUUUUCUGCAUUUUUAACACAUAAACAAAUACAAAUGCUAACUUUGGCCAGUGUUUGUGACUAAGUGGCUAUGAAAAAAGACUGGACAUACCCCAUAUUGAAUACCCUUGGUUGUCUACUUUUCAAAAAUAUAUUGUUUGAUGGGGUAAGUUACAUUGGUCGGCUUCAAAAAUGUCCCUAAUAGGACAUGGGUGCAUGAUGACCAGCUGUGACAGUUCCAAGUUGUAAAACUGGAAUGCACACCCUCCAAAUAAGGUCUUUUAGCCCCCAGAGUAACCGACACACCUAUACAUGGGUGGUGUUACUGUACUCUGCAGAUGUUGCUGAACACAUAUUGGGGUGUUCUUUGGCAGUAACCCAGAGUACAUGUGUUCUUUUUUUUUCAAUAUAUUUUAUUUUUCAAUUUUCAAUGGUCAUGCAAAGAAUAAAAGGGGAUUAAUUUAGGAGGGGAUACACGGAGAGAAAAAAGGGGGGGGGGGAGGGUGACAAUGCAUAUACAAUGUAUCAUAUUCUUACAAAAGUAUCGUUAACAGCUGUACAUAGAAUAAGAUAUUAGCCACAAGUCACCAGCUUCAGGAUAAAUUACAUACAUUAGUAGUUACAUAUACAUGUGUGCCUGAAACGGUCUAAGACACUGAAUUGUUUCCGUACGCCCUAACUGUAAGACCUCUGGGGCGAGGGGAAAGGAAGGGUGGGAGGGUUGGCGAAGUUGAGCUAUGGCAGUGAAAUUUUGUACUGUAUCGUGGUGAAAAGCUGUUACAUUGGGUAGCACUCUUUACCUAGAAGCCCUUGGAAAGUAUCAUGUACAUAAUCUCAAUUACAUCUUGCCGUACCUAUAAUCCACCCAUCUGCGCCACCUUGUUUCAUGUCUGCUCUGCCUCUCAGUGAUGCGACUUGCCAUGCGCUCGUAAUUAUAAAUCGAAUCUAGUCUACCUAAAAUCUCUGAUAGCGUGGGAGCUUGUGUGGAUUUCCACUUUUGGGCAAUCGCUGUUUUAGUUGCCAUGAGGCAGUGGAUCAUUAAGUAGCUUUCAUCUUCAUGGAGGUUGUCUGGGAAGAUGUGUAAUAAAAAACAUUCUGGUGUCGGAGGUACCCCGAUCCCUAGGUUUUUGCAAAAAAGUGUGUGGAUGUCUUGCCAUAAUGAUGUGAUCUGUGUACAAUUCCAAAAUAUAUGGUAAAGGGACCCCUCUUGAUUGUGACAUCUCCAACAUAGUUUGUUCGCUCCUGGGUAUAUGUGGGCCAGUUUGUUGGGGACCAGGUACCAUCGCAUGGUUAGUUUGCAGUACGUUUCCCACUGAUUAAGGCUGUGUGAGGCCUGCUUUGUUAGCUUCUGAGCCCGAUGCCACGUGUUUACUGGGAAAUGUAGUCCCAGGUCCAAUUCCCAGUUUGUCAUAUAGGAGGGUUUUGUUGCCGUGUAUUGUGUAAGAAGUGUAUUGUAGCAGAGGGCUAGUGCUUUCUCUUUGGGAAGCUUCCCCGUACAUUUAUGUACAAAUGGUGAUAUGAGAUUAGACUCUUUCAAGAUAAUCCUGCUUUCCUGUAAGAUAUUCUUUAGUCUCAGAUAGGUGAAUAGUUCCCUGGGUGGAAUAUGAAAAUCCCUGACCAAGUCAGGGAAUGGUUUGAUACCUUCUUGGGUCAACAAGGAACGUACCCCAGAGAUCCCCCGGCUAAGCCAGUUUCCUAGCUGCAGGCUCGACGUAUGGGCAGUCAAGGCCUGAAGUGGUGCUUCAAGGAGUAGGUCAUUCUCCUUGAGGAAUCGAGGGGUAGUUUGCCUCCAAGUCUGGAGCAAUGUCCCCGUGGUUGGUAACAGGUUUUUGGGUUGUAAGAGUACAUGUGUUCUUAAAUUGCUAUGUGUGUCAAAAAAAACCAAAAACAAUUAUUAUUAUUAUUAUUAUUAUUAUUAUUUUAAAAUUUGGCAUAGAUUGGUGGUAAAAUGGUUGCAUGAAAAGACUCAAAAUACCCCAAGUUUAAAACCUUAGGUUGUCUUCUUUUAAAAAAUAUAUACAUGUGAAGGGUUAUUCAGGGAUUCCUGACCGAUAUCAGUGUUACAAUGUAACUUGCGUUCAUUUUGGGGAAAAAAUGGAAAUAGCAAAAAACACACAUGUUAACAUUGGGCAUUUCUAAACUAUAUGAUAUGAUGAAAAUAAUUGGUAUCUUUAGAAAGACCAUUUAUUGGCGAGAAAAACUGUAUAUUAUAUGUGUGGGCACAGUAAAUGAGUAAGAAUUUAAACUUCGUGAAUAUCUGGAAAUGCCUCUAGUGGCUCUCUGCUAAAAAAAAAAAAAAAAACAUUGCAGAUUCUCUAAAACACAGGAACGGGAAAGUGCAGCCAGAUCACUUCAAUGAGAUGAAGCACCCUGUGUUCCUAUAGUGUCACUUUAAUUUUCCACAGCACUUGUUAUAACCAAAUUAUUUUCUACUUUUAUUUAUUGGCAUUUCAGAUAUAGCCGUGAUUACAUUGUGGAAGGAGAACCGUAUGCUGGUUACGAUCGGCAUAAUGCAGAGGUGGCCGCCUUUCACCUAGACAGGUAAAUAUUCUAAAUGUUCCCUUUCUGGAUCAGGUAUGAACAGAUUACAAGCGUGCUAAGAAACCUCUCAUAUUUCAGGAUCCUUGGUUUCCGACGGGCCCCACUUGUUGUUGGAAGGUUCGUGAAUCUCAUUACUGAGAUUAAGCCUGUAGCUACUGAGCAGCUUCUGAGCACCUUUCUAAAGCAAGGUGAGUACUGCUAAUAAUGCCUUCAGGGUCUUUACAAAGUAAGGUAUUUCUUUUUCUCACACGUACUAAAUAUAAACAUUUUAUUUUUGCUUUUGUAGUAACAUUUUGCAUACUUUCUAAAGCUUCUCCUAUCCCUAUAAAAUGUAUAAAGAGAGCAUAUGGAUAAUAAAAAUUGUGCAGAUUUACACAAUUUAAAUUUUUAAGCUUGUCAUAAAAUAAAUCUAUACAAAAAUUACUGUUUUAUUGUAUGCUAAUGCGCUCUCUGUGCAUCCCAUGUUUCAAACAUAAAGUGCUUGGUAGUGAAGGGGUUAAUACUGGGAGAGAACAUGUGGUCUGCACCUGCACUGCAGGUCAGUGUGAAUGUUCCUUCCAGUCCAGUGCUCCUCGUUGACUUGGUGUUGGCAGAGUAACCCGUAGGCAGCACUUUGAGUAAGACAGACGAGGCAGACCAAUGAGAAAGUGCGGAUUGUGAUCUGCACCAGUCCAAGGUGCAGACUACAAGCUUCCUCCAAGCAUUAAGGGGCACAAAUCUGGUAAAGAACAUGGUUUGACCACCCUUUUGGCCUAUGCCACAGCAGGGUUCUCUGAGCCAGUGCUCUAGGCAAAUAUGGUGACACAGGCCCUGCUUUUUACUCCUCAUUCCGACUGGCUUAUUCACUACUCUACAAAUUGUCAGAUUAUGACCGGGGAAGCUAGCCAAAGUAAACAAAUUCUUUAUAUUUUUGUUAUUUUGGCUUAAAUCUUGUUUUCCUGGUUAAUUGCUGCUACUAGCAGUGUAACUUGACUGUUGACUGAUUUAUGCUACACUAAACAGGAAGGCAGUCCACUUUCUGCUACUAGGAUUGCAUUAUCCAUAACAAAUGUCACAGCCUCAAUCUAUACACAACACUGAAACCCAUAUAAGAAACCACAAACUAUUUCUUUACCAAAAUCAAGCGUCAUAUUGAUUUAUUUUGGAAAAAACAUAACAGACCUACUUUAAAGGUCCACUCUACACCCAGCUUGGUGAGGAGUAUCCCCUGUCAAAGGCACUUUUUUAUAAAAUAAUAUUUUACAUAUAACCCCAUUGAAUGCAUGCAUAUUUUCAUUGGGGAUAUAUGUGCUACAUAGUGAUUUUUACUCUCUUGCCUAUUUGGGCAGCGGUGUUUCCUUUUAAUGAAAAAUGUGAUUGUUGCCUGAUUUUGGCCCAAUAUCUGCAUGCUUUUACCCUAGCUAUGUGAUGGGCAUAAAAAGACUUGCAGAUUGGCUUCUCUCAGUAACAACUUAUCCUAUUCCUCUGUCUUUUUUUUUUUUUUCUUUCAGGGAAUAACUCCUGCUUUUACGGGAAAUGUUACUACUGCCGGGAGACCGAGCCAGCCUGUGCUGACCGGGAAACAAUGGAAGGUUCGGUAACUCUCUGGCUGCCAGAUGUCUGGCCACUACAGAAACAUAGGCAUCCAUGGGGAAGGACAUAUCGUGAGGGAAAGCUAGCAAGGUAACCUACUCAUAAGUUCACCUAUCUCCUACUCCCAGUCACCUACUACACACUUCUUCUUAAACAGCACCUCUGUCAAACAGCACUACAGAUACCACAAACUGUUCUGCCGUUUCCCUCAGGUGGGAAUAUGACGAAAGUUACUGUGAUGCUGUGAAAAAGACUUCCCCCUAUGAUUCAGGACCACGGCUUCUGGAUAUCAUUGACACUGCCAUCUUUGACUACCUUAUUGGUAAUGCAGAUCGACAUCACUACGAGAGCUUCCAGGAUGAUGAGGGAGCCAGCAUGCUCAUACUGCUGGACAAUGCCAAAAGGUUAGAGCAAGGUUUUUGUGUGUGUGUCUGUCUCUCUCUCUCUCUCUCUCUCUCUCUCUGAUAUUUUGGGAAAAACUUAUAAUUAUUCACUGUUCAUAUCAAAUGAUAACCAUUUUUUUAAUGUCCUAAUUUAAAUUGUAAAUAAAGUGAAAAUUCAAAACUUUGUAACUGAAAAUAAAUUUAUGAAGAAUGUUAGUUCUUACCUUCCUCAAAGUAGAAAAAUAGAGGUAGAAAGAUAAGAAUAUGUAAUAUUCUCAGAGAGACUCAAGAUGGGGGUCAAAUGCAAAUUGAUGUAACUCUGUUUGUGUGUAAGGAAGACAUUGGGUAGUUGUUUUGUUUAGGAGUACCCCAUUGUGUAUGUGUGAUGCCAUGAGUUGCUGUUGGUGUCUAAUACUUUCCUUCUAGUUGGUUUAAAAAAUUACUAGAUCUUAAAAAAAAAAAAAAAUUGGAGAUGGGAAGUUGAAGCUAAAAAAUAAAAAUCUUUCUGCAAAGUUAUUGUGCUGAGAGUACCCUGCAGACAUUCUCAAAAGUGAGAGUGGCUUAUAACUGCAGCGAUUUGUAAAAAGCUCUUCAGAGUUGUGUUCUAGGCAUCUGUAACCCUCAUUUUGUCAAACUUGUUUGGUUGAUCUGGACCGAGCUCUCUUUCCACCCUGAGAGAGAGCUGAGCCUCGGAAUACCACUGCCCAUAGCAGCACACAGCUUGGUUUACUCUUUAAUGUGUAAACUGAUAGCCUUGACAGUAUGGGUGCUGCCGUUUAAAGAGCAUUUCAUCCUUUGUGACGAGGACUGCUUGUCCCAUAAUGCUGAAUAGAAGUUAAUGGGAUGAUAACAGACUGUAAUGACCAGAAUAAAAAAUUUCCUGGUGAGGGAGGGUUCUGUCUGCUGCUCACAUUUGCUUUCAUCACACAUCUGUUAAGUUUUGCUUUUGUAACGGUUAUUUUCUUCUUUCAGUUUCGGGAAUCCAUCUUUGGAUGAGCGCAGUAUUUUGGCCCCUCUGUACCAGUGCUGCAUGUAAGAUCAGACACAUUAAUUAAUUUAAAAUCCUAUAUUUUCCAUAUAUUCUGUUUGCUGACUAUAUUUUUUUUGUUGUUGUUGUUGUGUUCCUAACAAUCUCUUCUUCUGCUUGCAGUAUUCGUGUUUCCACCUGGAACCGACUCACUCACUUGAAACAUGGCUCCUUGCGAUCAGCACUACUCUCCGCUACUGCUCAUGAUCCUAUUUAUCCUGUCCUGUCUGAAGCUCAUCUAGAAGCCCUAGAACGCCGGCUACAGGGAAUUCUGGGAACUGUUCAGCAAUGCAUAGACCAGUUUGGCAAUGAUGUGGUUAUGGUGGAGGACAGGAUGACCCUUUCCCAUUUGUAAUACUGUCCAUUUGAAACUACAAUGAUUGGUUGAAAACAAGACACCAUCAUUGGUGUUUGGUUAUUUUUGUUUUGUUUUUACAAGCCACCACACAAAUCAAUGUGUAAACAGCACAGAGCACCCUACAGUUCCUAAACCUUAGACCCUACCGACUGCAACCCUGGAAUAACAUGUGUCUCACAGGAAAGCUGUUGGACUCCGAAGACUUCUCUUGCAGCCGCUGUCCGGUCUGAAUUGCAUGAACCUGCACAAUGAUGAUAUCUAAUGAACAAGGCAGAUUUGACAAGCCAUUGAUGGAGCACAGUUUGUUGAAAUUUGUUGGCUAAGACGGUCUUCUUCUUUUUAAGGAUCUCCUCUUUUUACUAUGCGGGUGUUGGUUUACAACCAUAAAGUUAGCUAAAUGUCCAGUAGGUGGCACUGGCCAACUUGAACAGCACUUUGUGGUACGUGUUAAGAGCUUUUUUCAUUUUUAAUGGGUUCAGUACCUCAGUGACCUUGGCUAGUUCUGAUAAAUUAUUAGACCUCUAAUUUAUGAACUAAUCUAAAACAAAAACAAAAAAAUGGCAUUAAGGGAUUUAUUUGGGCCAUUGUUUCCCCCCUUGUCAUCCAUCAGUGGAAUCUCUAGAGCAUUACACUAUGAACCCUCUCAGUGCCUGGGAGCUCUGGGACAAUUCGAUGCACUCCCUCCUGCCUCUCGUGUUUUAUAUCUCUUUGCCAGUGUGCAAAUCAUGUGUUCCUUUUGGCCACAUGCACAUUGACUUUUGUUUUAUGGUUACAAUCAUUUUGUCUCGUCACAUGUUGAUUAGUCCUUUUGCUUCUUCAAUAUGGACAAUGGAGCAACGUAAAAAGCCAGACACAGAGCAAACCAUUCAACAGAAAUCUUUCAAAAAUCCAUGUCGACUUUUUAACUUAAUUUUAAAAAUGUUUUGCUUUGUUUCCAAGGCUGCAUUAAUGUGUAAUAAUGCCAACCUGUCAGAUGUGAAGUUAAUGAUUGUCUCAAGAUUUAUUUUUUAAUUUCCUUGCGAACCUAGUUUAUUCACUAGGUUAUCAUAGUGGAUUGAAAACUAAAUUGCAAAAUGUAGUCCGAAAUUGCUGACGUGCAAAAAUUAUCCACACCAACGCCAGUCACAGUUUGGCUAUGUUAGCCUGCAUAUUUCAGUUUACUUUUCAAUUCACUGUUUAGUGCAUACGUCACAGUUUUUGUUUUGUAUUUUUCCCCAUUUUAAUUACCAUCUUUAAAGGGACACUCCAACACCUGGAGAGGUUUAUGUGAGUUUACCUUGGCUAACAUGCAAGCUGGAAAGGGUCCAGUUGAUGCAGAAAAUUGACUUAGAUUUUCAGGAAAGCUUGCUAAAAGCAUUAGAAAUUCCCAGGUACAUUUGCAGUAACUCCAUGAGCAUGUGUACUGGUCCGUGCACAUGCUCAUUGUUCUAGUGCUCUUGUCUAAAAGCUUUCUACUUUAAAAUGUAUGUCAGCGAUAUCAUGAACAUUGCAUGCAUGUGAGCUCUCCGUCCUGCUCCCAUUAAAUUGUAUGGAAGACACAGAUUACAUGAAAAGCCUGUCAGACACUUCCUUAUUGCUACAGUAUGAGAAUAGAACAUUCAAAGCGGAAUUGUGAAAAUUAUAGUAUUUUUGUUUUGCUAAUGCAUUGAAAUUUUUUAUUAAUCACCCUUAAUAAUUUCUUGUGUUUUUAUAUGAUGUAAGGGAUUGCUUUGCAUACUGUAGAUCUGUCGUCCAUGUUAGUGCUCAGCCUUUUAUUUAUUUAUUUUUAUUUUGGGGAUACUUUAAGUGCCAGGAAUACAAAGCUUUGUAUUCCUGGCACUAUAGCUCCCUCUACCUCCCACCCUCCCUGGCGGCCCCCUGUCCCCCCCACUCUGGUAAAUAAAGGGUUAAAAAAACUUUAUUUACUUAUUACCUUUCCCAGCACUGAUGUUCCUUGGGGGCUAAUGCGCAAAUUCCACACACGCAUUAGACCUCCCCAUAGUAAAAGCAUUGAUUCACUGGUUUCCUAUGGGGACAAAAUCUGAGGCUGAAUGUCCUCAUGCAGAGCGUGAGGACAUCCAGCGUCCGUUACCGGCCAAAGGUCUGUUUGGAUGCAGGAAGCGCCUCCAGUGGCUGUCUGGUAGACAGCCACUGGAGCCAGACUUAAUGUUUCUCUGGAACUGUAAUGUUUAACAUUGCAAAACUAAGUGCACUAGGGACAUUGCACCCAGAACACUUCAAUGAGCUGAAGUGGUCUGGGUGCCUAUAGUGUCCCUAUUUAAUUUGUUUUUAUACAUACAAUUGUAUGAUCACAUAGUUAGUAGUAACUGAAAAUGUAUUGAUUACAAUUCAUUCUUACAUGUAGCUUCUUAGCUGGUGCAGGAAAUGUAAUAUCCUUAUAACCCACCCCCAUCCACAGAAGGAAAAAAAAAGGGAAAUUGGGAAAUGAUGUCCAGGAAAAUACAAGUUGGUUUGUAAAAUAAUUUACAAAUAAUUAUUUUUAAAUUGUAAAAUUACUUCUGGAAUAAUACUACUGCAUUUAACUUUUUUAACAGAGCAUAAAAAAAAUCUACCUGUACAGUGUGCAAGCAGAUUUGCUGGCAAAUGAAUAGGUCUUUUUAUUUUUUUACAACUGUCAAUCAGUUUUUAGCAUAGACCCGUGUCAACAGGGAGAGCAGGAGAGACCAUUAACAGGCAGCUCUUCUGCUUCCUCAACAUAGCAACCACAGACUAACUCCCUCUGUGGGUAGACCAAAGGUGGGUAUUACAGAUAAACUGUAAGUAAACUGGAAUUAAUAAUGAAGACAACACUAUAAAUCACAUUUUUUUGAUACAAAGCUCCAGGAUUUGUAAUUUCUACAGUGAGCUUCGACCAAACCAAGACGUUGCUCAUAAAGCCCACACGUAGCUCUCAGUGAGCAUGUUGAGUAAAUAAAUGUGAUUUGUAGUUCAGCAGUCACGUUUCUACAGAAAGCUACAAAACCUUCAGAAAAAGCCACAAAAUAUAUACAGCGUUUAGUUGAAAAUUGAAUGCUGCGAACUGAAACCUCACAGGAUGAUACAGCUUUACAUGAUGUCAUUGGACAAAAGGGCAAAUAGUGGAGGUAAAAACCUAAUAUAUAAAUAUAAAUGCUACAAUCGGUAUAAUUUACUGCAUUUUGACUACUAUUGCACAUAAAUUGUGGGUGCCCAGAGUGUCCCAUAAAAGAAGUCAUGGCUAUCUUUAGCUCUACAGAUGUUUGUCAGCUCAGUUUGCCACGUUGCUCGGCCAACUUCAAAGAUCUGCAGUGCCAAAGGUAAUCAUCUGUCUUUUGAUUAACCCUUUUUUGGGAGGCUGUUUUAAUCCCUCUCAAAAUACUUAAAGGGACAUUUUGGAACUAUGAAUCUCAAUGAAGUCAAUUUUAGUUUCUGGCGGUCCUAGGUACUGUCUUACUUUAAGCAGUUACAUUCUACAAAUUGUUUAACCCCAAAGUAUUUUAGGCAGUGCCCGUCUUUUAGGCCCUUCUGCCUCCUCCUCCAGCCCCACCUUCAAUGCAGAAACCUUUCAGUAGGGCAUCUGCGAUCGCAUGAGAAUAUCAGCUUAAGGUAACAUGGUGCCUAAUGCCUAGUACCUCCAGAUACCAUAAUGACUUUCAUGAGAUGACGUUUUUAUGGUGAUCUUAGCGGCCCUUUACGUACAUUUGGUCUAAGCAUAUGGUAAUGGAUAUUUAGGAGGCUGAGUUGCAAGGUUGUGUCUUAUUCUAUUACAUACAGGUACUCCUCGCUUAACGACUGCUUGGAUAUAUGACCAGCUUUAUGGUGCAGGGAAUCCCCAAAUCUGAGUCGCGGGAAUUCCCAGAACAUAGAUUCGAGGGAUUCCCCGCGUUAGUGAGCUAGUCAAUGUUCAAGGGAAUUCCCCGAACAUAGACCUGCUCACUAGCUCAUGCAAGACCUCGUUGUUGCACCGGUCAGAGGGAUCCUUGUUUAACGACCUAGUCAUAGGAACAGAACUCUGUCAGUAAGUGAGGCGUGCCUGUAUUCCAGAGGAAUACUCGAAGUAUGUAGAGAGAUGUAGCAUUACACUACUCCUUACAAAAUGCUUUUGUCAUCAUCCACUAGAGGGCACCAAAUCUCAAUCUUCUAUGUACAUGUGGAUAUCACGGCUAAAAAAAAAAGGUUUGUCCCGUGAUAGGAUGUUUUAACUUUGCUCUGUGUCUGUGCUGGCAGCAUCCAUCACAGGGGCAGUUUACUCACUAAAUACUGAAUUGUGGUGACCCAAGAUCUGAAUUUGUUGAAUUUAGGCUAACAUAGCCAAAUGGAAAUAUAGCUGAAGUAGAGCAUUUUUCUUACCUUGGCUAUUUUGCCAAUUUAUAUGAUUCCUUACAAUGUACGGUUUUAGGAAAUAAACCCCAAAGUGUCCCAUGUGCAGAACAUGGCACAGCUAACUCAGUGGAUUAUAUUUUAUUGUGAAAAAGCUGCUAGAAUUGAUGUGGAAAUGUUUGGUAUAAGGGAAUUUCAUCCUUGCUGAGGUGUUCUGGGGUAAUUCAUUGCUAUGUAAAAAUAAAGAACAAAGCUUUUAAGAAAACAAUAAUUAAAAAAAAAAAGUAUAAAACUGAAAA